Molecule: messenger RNA, 2115 nt
Organism: Cygnus atratus (black swan)
Lineage: Eukaryota; Metazoa; Chordata; Aves; Anseriformes; Anatidae
Product: pancreatic alpha-amylase-like
Exons: 11
Coding region: 449-1987 (512 amino acids)
Biological process (GO): carbohydrate metabolic process
Molecular function (GO): cation binding; alpha-amylase activity
Source: RefSeq, a predicted model, not a curated record
GGGCGGUGCCGAGCCGCGGCGAGCAAUGCCGUGCCGAGCCGUACCGGGGGGGCGCCACCAGCUCGCGUGGAGCCCGUCCCGGCCGCGGCCCCUGCGUGUGCUCUGGGGCCGGCUCUGCGCUGCCCGCUUGCUCCUCGGCCUGCUUCAGGAGCUUCAAUGAACCCCAAAACGCGCCGUUUUUUCACAGCGCGAAGCAAACCCCGUGCCACAUGGCCCAGGAAUAAAUAAGCAGUUACGGCGGAAUACUUAGUGAGAGGCUGCGCGGAGCAGAGCUUCUGGCUGGAGGCGAGAGGAGGACAGUCUGGAAGCCCACGCUUGGUAUCGAUAGGAUAUUGUAAAAAUGCUGAACAAACUGUGCUUAGGCUGUGGACAUUAAUGUUCAUACCAAUCUGUAAUUCUUGAGAAUAGAUAAGCAGUAAGAAGAGCACAACUGAUCACAGAGCACACCAUGGGUAUCUGUUUUCUUCUGUUAAUUGUAGGGGUUUGCUGGGCACAGUACAACCCCAACACUCAGGCUGGGAGGACAUCUAUUGUACAUCUCUUUGAAUGGUGCUGGGCCGAUAUUGCUCUUGAGUGUGAACGCUAUUUAGGUCCUAAUGGAUUUGGAGGAGUUCAGAUCUCACCUCCAAAUGAAAAUGUUAUCAUUGCUGACCCCUGGCAACCGUGGUGGGAAAGAUACCAGCCAGUCAGCUACAAGCUCUGCACACGAUCUGGAAAUGAAACUGAAUUUAGAGACAUGGUGACCAGAUGCAACAGUGUUGGAGUACAUAUUUAUGUGGAUGCGGUAAUCAACCAUAUGUGCGGAGGUAGUGCUGGUGCUGGCAACCAUUCUACUUGUGGAAGCUAUUUCAAUGCAAAGACUGAAGACUUUCCAGCUGUGCCAUAUUCUGCCUGGGACUUUAAUGAUGGUAAAUGUAAAUCUGAAAGUGGAGACAUUGAGAAUUAUCAUGAUGCAUCUCAGGUCCGAAACUGUCGUUUGGUUAAUCUUCUUGAUCUGGCCCUGGAGAAGGACUAUGUGCGCUCCAAAGUUGCGGAGUACCUGAACUACCUCAUUGAUAUUGGUGUAGCAGGCUUCCGGAUUGAUGCUGCCAAGCAUAUGUGGCCAGAGGAUGUGAAGGCAAUUUUAGACAGGCUGAAAGAUCUAAAUACUAAGUGGUUUUCUCCAGGAGCUAAACCUUUCAUUUAUCAGGAGGUAAUUGACUUGGGCGGCGAGCCGAUCACAGGCAGUCAGUACUUUGGAAAUGGCCGAGUGACCGAAUUCAAAUACGGUGCAAAACUGGGGACAGUGAUCCGCAAGUGGAAUGGAGAAAAGAUGUCCUACCUAAAGAACUGGGGAGAAGGCUGGGGCUUUGUGCCUUCUGACAGAGCCCUGGUCUUUGUGGAUAACCAUGACAACCAGCGGGGGCACGGGGCUGGUGGAGCUUCCAUUCUAACCUUCUGGGACGCCAGGCUUUAUAAAAUGGCCGUUGGUUUCAUGUUGGCUCAUCCGUAUGGGUUCACACGUGUGAUGUCAAGUUAUCGUUGGACAAGAAAUUUUGUAAAUGGGCAGGAUGCCAACGACUGGAUCGGACCACCUAGCAACUCAGAUGGAUCAACAAAGUCUGUUACAAUCAAUGCGGACACCACCUGUGGCAACGGCUGGGUUUGUGAACAUCGCUGGCGGCAGAUAAAGAACAUGGUUAUCUUCCGUAACGUGGUAGACGGCCAGCCUUUCUCAAACUGGUGGGACAACGGCAGCAAUCAAGUAGCGUUUGGCCGUGGCAAUAAAGGCUUCAUCGUCUUUAAUAACGACGACUGGUACAUGAACACCGAUUUGCAAACUGGUCUGCCUGCUGGUACCUACUGUGAUGUUAUUUCUGGACAAAAGGAGGGCAACGCAUGCACUGGAAAGCAGGUGUAUGUUUCCGGGGAUGGAAUGGCUAACUUCCAGAUCAGUAACAGUGACGAAGAUCCAUUUGUUGCAAUUCACGUUGAUGCCAAGUUAUAACUUCAAUCAGAAUUUGUUUCUCUCUUGUCAGUCUGUACGUAUGCUGUUUCCCCCAUUUGCGAUUCCCUGGUGUUCUAGAAUGAGUGAUUCUCCGUACCCAGUGAAUAAUAAAUGGCAAUCAAACUGAA